Messenger RNA from Chenopodium quinoa (quinoa), 1214 nucleotides. RefSeq names its product TATA-box-binding protein-like. Gene Ontology annotation, biological process: DNA-templated transcription initiation. The transcript is spliced from 10 exons. The record is from RefSeq and is a predicted model, not a curated record. Gene Ontology annotation, molecular function: DNA binding; RNA polymerase II general transcription initiation factor activity. NCBI's taxonomy places the organism in Eukaryota, Viridiplantae, Streptophyta, Magnoliopsida, Caryophyllales, Amaranthaceae. The coding region runs from base 305 to 907 and encodes 200 amino acids.
CAGCUCUAUAUAUCUCUAGAUCUUUCUUACCUCUCGUUCGCAACAAACACCCUUCGCUCUCUCAUAUAUCUUCGAAUUCUCUCUCUCUCCUCAUAUAUAUAAGACUCAAUUUCUUCAAAUUUGUUACAAUUUUACAUAUAAAAUACCGUUAAUUUCAAAUUCUUGGCGCUUGAUUUCUCAACCGUUUGAUAUAAAGUUCUUAAUUUAUAAACCCUAAUUUUUGGAUUUUCUUAUUAAUCAGCUUGUGCUAGAAGGUUUUAGUGUGAAUUGGACGAAAGAGAAGAGAGUGCGGGUAAAAGUAUAAAUGGCAGAACAAGGCUUGGAAGGUAGCCAACUGGUCGAUUUGUUGAGGCAUCCAUCUGGGAUUGUCCCAACUCUUCAGAACAUUGUCUCAACUGUCAAUUUGGACUGCAAGUUAGAGCUUAAAGCGAUUGCAUUGCAAGCUCGUAAUGCAGAGUAUAACCCAAAGCGUUUUGCUGCAGUGAUUAUGAGGAUAAGGGAGCCAAAGACAACUGCCUUAAUCUUUGCUUCUGGCAAAAUGGUCUGUACUGGAGCUAAGAGUGAGAAUCAGUCAAAACUAGCAGCUCGCAAGUAUGCUAGAAUCAUUCAGAAGCUUGGAUUUCCAGCAAAAUUUAAGGAUUUCAAGAUUCAAAAUAUUGUUGGAUCAUGUGAUGUUAAGUUUCCUAUCAGACUGGAGGGGCUUGCAUAUUCUCAUGGUGCUUUCUCUAGUUAUGAACCAGAACUAUUUCCUGGCUUGAUUUACCGAAUGAAGCAACCCAAGAUUGUGUUGCUUAUAUUUGUGUCUGGGAAAAUUGUUCUCACAGGAGCUAAGGUGAGAGAAGAGACUUAUACUGCAUUUGAGAACAUAUAUCCAGUGCUUACCGAGUUUAGGAAAAGCCAGCAAUGAUACUUAUCAUGAAAUCAAGGGAGUUGCUGAGCAACAUCUAUUCUAGGACUUUUCAAUGCUUCAUCAACUUAAUUGUAAAUAGAUGAAAGGAGAUCUUGGUGCCUGCUGCGGAUUCAAUGAUGACUUAUAUAUGCGUGGCUGUGGGUGUCACUCAUGAAAACAUUUUUUUUUUUUCCAUUUCCCCCUUCCCCUAGAUGGUAUAAGCUUCACAAACUCUAGUGUCAAAACAGCAACUGAUAAUGAGAAUUACAUAAAUUUUGGAUCAAACUCUUUUAGAUGGUUGUGUAUUGCUUUGUCCUCUUUUUCA